Molecule: messenger RNA, 1227 nt
Organism: Ilex paraguariensis (yerba mate)
Lineage: Eukaryota; Viridiplantae; Streptophyta; Magnoliopsida; Aquifoliales; Aquifoliaceae
Source: the annotation of a GenBank genome assembly
AUGGUGCUCGAGGCGACAAUGAUCUGCGUCGAUAACUCCGAAUGGAUGCGAAAUGGAGAUUACUCUCCCACUAGGUUUCAAGCUCAAGCGGACGCUGUUAAUCUUAUCUGCGGUGCCAAAACCCAGUCUAAUCCAGAGAAUACGGUGGGAGUAUUGACAAUGGCGGGCAAGGGGGUUCGUGUAUUGGUUACUCCCACCAGCGAUCUUGGCAAGAUCUUGGCUUGCAUGCACGGUUUAGAAAUAGGUGGUGAGAUGAAUUUGGCAGCAGGAAUUCAGGUAGCUCAGUUGGCUCUCAAGCAUCGUCAAAACAAAAAGCAACAACAAAGGAUUAUUGUAUUUGCCGGAAGUCCUGUUAAAUAUGACAAAAAGGUGUUGGAGAUGAUUGGGAGGAAGUUAAAAAAGAACAGUGUAGCUCUUGAUGUUGUCAAUUUUGGUGAAGAGGAUGAAGGCAAGGCAGAAAAGCUUGAGGCCCUGGUUGCUGCUGUAAAUAAUAAUGACAGCAGUCACAUUGUUCAUGUCCCUUCUGGUCCAACUGCUCUCUCUGACGUGCUUAUCAGUACUCCUAUCUUUACUGGUGACGGAGAAGGUGGAAGUGGUUUUGCAGCAGCUGCUGCAGCAGCUGCAGCUGGUGGUGUGUCUGGAUUUGAUUUUGGUGUGGAUCCCAAUCUGGAUCCUGAGCUGGCUCUUGCUCUCAGAGUUUCAAUGGAAGAGGAGCGGGCAAGGCAAGAAGCAGCUGCUAAAAAGGCCGCAGAGGAAGCUUCAAAACCGGAAAAAGGAGGGGAACAAACUUCACAAGAUGCAACGAUGACUGAAAGUUCUGGUGCAGCAACAUCUGAAGCUGAAAACAAGACGACUGAUUUGACGAUUGAAGGAGUUUGUUCACAGGAUGAUGAGAAUGCCCUGCUACAGCAAGCUCUUGCCAUGUCAAUGGAUGUCCCUGCCAGUAGUCUUGCUGUGCGAGACACGGACAUGUCAGAGGCCGCUGCAGAUGAUCAAGACUUGGCACUUGCUCUUCAGUUGUCUGUGCAGGAUAGCACAAAGGAUCAAGCAAGCCAGACAGAUAUGAGUAAGCUGUUGGGGGACCAAUCAUUUGUGUCAUCUAUCCUGGCAUCGCUCCCAGGAGUUGAUCCAAACGAUCCUUCCGUCAAAGAUUUGCUUGCAUCCAUGCAAAAUCAGACCGAGUCCCAGCAGAAGAAGGACGAGGAUAAGGCACCAGAAGAGAAGUGA